Cyclopterus lumpus (lumpfish) is the source of this 3949-nucleotide messenger RNA. It is a transcript of the gene tbc1d31, whose product is annotated as TBC1 domain family, member 31. The transcript is spliced from 23 exons. NCBI's taxonomy places the organism in Eukaryota, Metazoa, Chordata, Actinopteri, Perciformes, Cyclopteridae. The record is from RefSeq and is a predicted model, not a curated record. Gene Ontology annotation, molecular function: protein binding. Bases 484 to 3657 code for a protein of 1057 amino acids. Gene Ontology annotation, cellular component: centrosome.
AGAACCGGAUGCAUUUCUAUUAUCCCCCACCAACAUUUUGGGGUUUUGUACUUCCUGAGUGACAUGCAACGAUUCCCACUUGCCCAAUCUGGGGGCUAGCCAGCAACCGGAAAUGACGUUUAUCGGACGUCACUUUCAGUUUACAAAUAAUAUUCUCUGCAGGUCUCGCGUCAUGAUUUAGUAAUUUUUAGUUUUAAAAAGUUGUAGUUUGUAAAAAUAGAAAAUAGUUUCGAACUACAACUCCCAGCAUGCACUCCUCUGUUUACCUGUACGUCAGUUGUGGGCGCCAACAUAACCGUCCUUAAAACAAGCGGAACACGGAACCGAAAACUAAACAUUAACGCGACCGAGCGACUGCUCUUUUAAGAGAUUAGCCGUUAGCUCGCCGCGUUACUAAGGCAACGGCGUUACGUCACGGAGGAGUAACGGACGCUCUUCCGGGUUGUACGCGCACUCUCGUGGUGUCCGAAGACGUCUUUUGAAAUGGACGUGACGGACAUCGGAAACAAAGAAGAGGGGAAAGUCUGGCAUCGGAAACCAGCGCCGGGCAAAGGUGUGCUCGUGACAGUGGUCCGCACUGCUCAGCACGCCAAGACGGUGCGCUUCCUCCACGUGGCCUUUGACACCACGGGAGACUCCUUCCUGGCUGGAGAUCACCAUGGCAACAUCUAUGUAUUUGACCUCAGUAGAAACAGGUUUCGUCUGGUGCAGAAGACGGGCCAGGCCUGCACUGCUCUGGCAUUCAGCCUUCGCAGGACCACAGAGUUCCUUGUGGCUCUGGCCGACUACACCAUCAAGUGCUUUGACAAAGACACAAAGCAGCUGGUCAGUUGGAUGCGGGGUCACGAGGGGGCAGUUUCGUCCAUCUCGGUCCACAGCUCGGGGCGCUACGCCAUCACCACGUCCCUGGACAUGGCUCAGCUCUGGGACCUGGACACCUUCCAGAGGAAGAGGAAGCUCAACAUCCGACAGGCUGUUGGCAUUCAGAGGGUGUUUUUCCUGCCUCUCAGUAACACCAUUCUCAGCUGUUUCAGCGAUGACUCCAUCUUUGCUUGGGAGAGCGACACGCUGUUCUGCAAAUACCAGCUCCCAGUCCCCGACUGCGGACCCCAAAUCUCCUACAAGGCCUUCGCCGUUACACGGGACGGGAAGAGCCUUGCCGCUGGGGGCCGCUCCAACCUGCUGCACCUGUGGUGUCUGGACAGCAAGCAGCUGAUUCGGGUGAUUCAGAUGCCCACGCAGGUCCGGACCGUCCGACAGCUUGAAUUCCUGCCCGACAGUUUUGACGGAGGAGCCAGUCAGACACUGGGCGUAUUGAGUCAGGACGGCGUUAUGCGCUUCAUCAACAUUCACACUUGCAAGCUGCUUUUCCACAUGGGUUCCCACGAAGACGCCAUCUCCACGGUGACGGUCAGCCCUAACGGCAGACACGUCGUGGCCACCAUGGAUAAUGGCAGCAUAAAUGUCUACAGGGUUCAGAGUCUCACACAGGAAUUAAACCAGCCUCCUCCCUCCAAGGUGGCAGUAGUCUCUGGCGGUGGAGCUGUUCACUUGUCUCACCUAAAGGUCCAGGUCAGGUCAGAGGUCGUUCAGAGACAAGCCAAGAGGUUGGGUAGGCGUACGCAUGGGAAGACACUUAGACCCCCUGCUGUGUGCACAGCUGAGGAUAAAGAGAAUGAACUGCCUGCUGGUCUAAAUAAGAAGAGACUGGUGGCUCUGCUCAAGGAAUUUGGAGAGUAUCCUGCUAAAUACAGGAUGUUUGUGUGGCGGUCUUUGUUGCGUCUCCCAGAGAACCAUGCAGCGUACAGCAGUCUGACCGAUAAAGGCCUGCAUUCGGCCUACCUCACCAUGCAUGAUAAAUACCCCAUCAAGAGCCACAAGUUACAGAGGGGACUACAGAGGGUUUUGUCUGCCUUGGCUCACUGGGCAGCCAUCUUUGGAGAGGUGGAGUACCUUCCCCUAGUAGCCUUCCCCUUUGUCAAGCUCUUCCAGAACAACCCAAUGCUCUGCUUUGAGGUGGUGGCCAGUGUUAUAGUGAAUUGGGGUCAACAUUGGUUUGAGUACUUCCCCAACCCUCCUCUGAACAUCCUGAGCAUGGCGGAGAACGUUCUGGCUCAUCACGACAAGGAGCUCCUGCAGCAUCUGGUGGACUGCGGCAUCACGUCACAGCUCUAUGUGUGGCCCCUGCUGGAGACCUUGUUCUCUGAGGUUUUGACCCGUGACGAGUGGCUUAAACUCUUUGACAACAUCUUCUCCAACCAUCCGUCUUUCCUGCUCAUGGCCUGUGUGGCCUACAUCACCUGCUGCCGUGAGCCUCUGCUGCGCUGCUCCCAGAAACAGGACUUUGAGUAUUUCUUUCACCACCGUAACAACCUGGAUUUGGGAGCCAUGAUAAAAGAAGCUUACCGACUCACGGGCGGCACACCAGCAGACAUCCAUCCCAGGAAUAUGCUCUCUGACAUGACGCCGCUGACCGAGGGCCAGUACCCCGUCUUCAACCACUACCCCGAAUUCAUCGUGGAAUACCAGAGCCGAGAGAGGGAGAAGAUACGACUGCAGGAGUUGGAGUAUCUCCGCGAGAGGCAGGAGGUGUCGGCUCUGCGCACAGAUUUUGUGCGUCGCCAGGCUGAAGAGGAGGCCUAUUUUGCACAACAGGAGCUGCUGCAGAAGGCAGAGGAACAGCGCAGAAACAUCCUGGCACAAGAAGAGGAGAAAUUAACAGAGCAGAGGUCAAAGUUGACAGCCAUGAAGAGAGAGCUGAAGGUGAAGGAGUUGCAGCUGCUGGAUGCAACGAAAAGACGUUUCCUCAAACACCAACAGGACCUGAGAGCCUCGCAGGUCCAACGACUAGACCAGGAGAUCAGUAGAAAGAUGGAUCUCCGGGAGCGAGAAACGGCUGCAGCGGUCCAGGAUCUAGAAGUCCGACAGAUGGAGCUGGAGGCUCAGAGGAGACGACUUGAGCAGAACAUGUUUAAGGAGCAGGAGCGCACGGGACGGGAGGUCGAGGAGGAGACGGAGAUGAGGACGAGGAGGGCAGACGAGGAGGACCGGAGCUACACGGAGUUGCUACAAUGCGCAGAGACAAACAUGCAGGCGCUGGAGGAGUCCUUGGCGGAGGCGUGCCAGCUGGACUUGGAGUCGCACUGGCAGAGAGAGGUGGCGCAACGCCUGCAGCAGGUCGAUGCCGAGCAGGAGAGGAAGAGGGAGAAGCUGAAAGAGCUUCACAGGCAAACCCUGGCAGAGGAGGGGAGACUGGCCGACACCAUGAGAGAUGUGGCGGGGAGGAAGUGGGAUGACGUAAUGAGGUCCAGAGCCCAGUUACAGGAGCAGCAACAGGCAGCCGCAGUGCCGGACGGCCAGAGACGGACGGGGAUGAGAUCGCUCUGUUCCACCACAGGACUUGUCCAAAGACCCGGCGCCACCGCUGCUGUUUAUGUGGGAACCAAAUCUGCCCCCUCCUCCGCGAAGCAGGCGGAAACCAACACGGUGUGUCUGAACAGCAGCUCGCCUUCAGAAAGCACCGCCACCAACUUUUCCCUGGACCGAGGCCGGGCCCAGCUGGACAGCAGCGAGAGACAACUGCUGAAGGAAAUCCGAGAGCGGAGGCAGAAGAUGUUGGACCGAGCCAGAGAGGGCGUCCCCUCCGUGUCCCAGUGACCACAAACGCCUCGGACGAUGGCCACGGCCGUAAAAAAAGUCCAAUGUCGUAUCAUCGCAGUCCGUCUGGAGCCGGUGAACGUCACUCUGUGUGCUCACGGGACAAUGCGAUGCAAGUAACUAACGUCUCGUAACGGUACUACAGACCAUAAUCUCUCUGCCUUUUUAUCGUACUACCUUCCAGUUCACGUGUACAAAGUCUUUUCCUCAUUGUUACAUUUUUAUUUCAAUGAAUUUUACAUGAUUCGUCUUAUUUAAAACUUGGUUUGGAUAAAAUGUUUUUUAAAAAAUC